Molecule: messenger RNA, 643 nt
Organism: Pantherophis guttatus
Lineage: Eukaryota; Metazoa; Chordata; Lepidosauria; Squamata; Colubridae
Gene: RNF181
Product: ring finger protein 181
Biological process (GO): protein ubiquitination
Cellular component (GO): cytoplasm
Molecular function (GO): ubiquitin protein ligase activity
Source: RefSeq, a predicted model, not a curated record
AUGGCGUCGUACUUCGAGGAGCACGACUGCGAGCCCGGAGCCCCGACGGGGCCCGCUGCCGCCCGCCGCGCCCUGCUGGAGCUGGCCAGGUCCCUCUUCCACGGCCUGGAGAUCGACGUGGGCGCCCUGCAGGGCGGCGACUGGGACCACCGGCUGCCCCCGCCCGCCGCCAGGAGCGCCGUGGAGGGGCUGCCCGAGGUGCGGGUGGGCGCCCCGCAAGCAGCGAAGGGGCUCCGGUGCCCGGUGUGCCUGCUGGAAUUCGAGGCGGAGGAGGCGGCGAGGAAGAUGCCCUGCCAGCACCUCUUCCACGCCGGCUGCCUCCUGCCCUGGCUCGGAAAGACCAAUUCCUGCCCGCUCUGCCGCCACGAGCUGCCCACCGAGGACCAGGACUACGAGGAGUACAAGGAGGAGAAGGUCCGGAGGCAGCAGCAAGUGCACCGGCUGGAAUAUCUCCAUGGCGCCAUGUACACGUGACCCCCACCCCACCCCCCACGGUUGCCUUGGCCACCUGGGCCCGGUUGCAAAGGGGGGGGGCAAGAAAAGCAGCACUCGCACCUGACGCUGUGGGUCCCCCCCCUUCCUCAAAUAGGCAGAGCUCAGAGUGAUUUUUGAAAAAUAAAAAUAGCACAAGUCUUUGUUAUCA